This is a messenger RNA of Kockovaella imperatae, 1492 nucleotides long. RefSeq names its product putative oxidoreductase. NCBI's taxonomy places the organism in Eukaryota, Fungi, Basidiomycota, Tremellomycetes, Tremellales, Cuniculitremaceae. Gene Ontology annotation, molecular function: nucleotide binding. The transcript is spliced from 12 exons. The record is from RefSeq and is a predicted model, not a curated record. Bases 83 to 1438 code for a protein of 451 amino acids.
GGUUUCCAACAGGUGUACGAGGUAUCAUCUGGACCUUUGCAUCAUCAGACUCUUACCAGCUUUUAACCAGUAGAUUCCCAUCAUGUCUGGCAAGGUCGGCACGACCCAAGUCGGAGGGCGCGUAGGCGUCGUUGGAACCGGUCAUCGAGCUAGAAUGUAUACUCGAGCGGUGGCUGAUAGACCUGACUCGACCAUCGUCGCGCUAUGUGAUCUCAACUCUGAGCGAAUCAAGGUCCAUCAAGGGUUGUUGAAGGAAUUGGGACAGCCAGAGGCGAAGACGUAUCAUGCGGAUGACUUUCAAAAGAUGAUCGACGAGUGCAAGCUCGACGUGCUUGUCGUCACCACCGUCGAUGCGACUCACGACCUGUACAUCGUGCCUGCUUUGAAGGCUGGUAUCAGAGUCUUGACAGAGAAGCCGAUGACAACGAGCGUCGAGAAAUGCCAGCGAAUCCUCAAGACCGUUGAUGAGACUAAUGGAUCUUUGCAGGUCCUUUUCAACUAUCGAUACAACCCUGUUCAUUGGAAAGUUGAGGAAGUCAUCGCUUCUGGCAAGAUUGGAAAUGUCAAGUCCGUCCACUUUGAGUGGCUCCUGGACACAGUCCACGGUGCAGACUACUUCAGACGAUGGCACAGGUACAAGGACAAAUCGGGCGGUCUCAUGGUCCACAAGUCCUCUCACCAUUUCGAUCUUGUCAACUUUUGGAUCAAUGCCAAGCCGAAGACUGUCUUUGGUAUGGGGUCCUUAGCCUUCUACGGGUCCGAGAAUGGCAAGAAAUCAGGCUGGGCGAAGGACUACUACCGAGCGAGAGAUAGCAAAGAAGCGGAGAAUGAUCCAUUUGCGAUUCAUCUAGAGGACCAGGCGGAUCUCAAGACCCUGUACGCGGAUGCAGAGCACGUCGACAAUUACCAUAGAGACAUGAACGUCUUCGCGGAUGAUAUCACGAUCGAAGAUGAUAUGGCUGUGCUCGUCAAGUACAAUACUGGCGCAACCAUGACUUAUCACUUGACCGCUUAUUCUCCAUGGGAAGGAUACCGCGUCAUGUUCAAUGGAGACAAGGGUCGACUGGAGCUCGAGGUUGUUGAGUCGGCUUACCGGGUGCCACAAAGCAAAGGAGGCAAGAGCGAGGGUGUGGUGCACGGUGAAAAUGCUCUACCGCAGGAAGGGCACAAGAAGAUCACCCUUCAAGAACUGUGGAAGCAGCCUGUAGAUGUACCGUUUGAAGAGGGUAAAGGCGGACACGGUGGAGGAGACGAAGCUAUGCUUGACCAAAUCUUUGGGCCUCGACCAGGUGCUCAACCUUCCUCUACUGCCGUUGCCCGACUCUCCGCGAACCAGAUUGACGGAGCCCUCGCCAUGGCCGUCGGACUCGCUGCCAAUGAGAGCUUUAGGACCGGUGACAAGGUCGAGAUCAAGGAUCUGCUCGGGGUGGAGCUCUGAUCAGUAGGGAAGUGCUUCAGUCCAUGAGGGUCAUGCAUCGAAAUUCCACCUGGG